GUGUGAGAGGGAGAGAGGCUAUGGGCGGUGAGAUGUUUGUCAGCUGACUUGGCCGAACCUCUCACAGAAGUCACAACACCGUAUCGGUUUUCCCUGACAGGUACAUGUAGCAGCUUCUCCACCGAGGCUCUGGCGUGGGAGACUGCGGCGGGUUAUGUUUCCCUGAGACGGGGCGUGGGGAGGCGGAGGUCCGUGCACCACACUGCUCCACCAUGGCGGCCGAAAUUCAGCCUCGUCCGCAGGCUAGGAAGCCGUGCCUGCUGAGUAAAAUCGAGGCUUUCCAGGAGGUUGUGACCGCGGCGGCGAUCAUCCCUAAAGAAGACGGGGUGAUCAGCGUUUCUGAGGACCGAACAAUCCGAGUUUGGCUGAAGAGGGACAGCGGCCAGUACUGGCCAAGUGUUUACCACACCAUGCCAUCCUCAUGUUCCUGUAUGUCCUUUAACCCAGAAACCAGGAGGAUAUCUGUAGGUAUGGAUACAGGAAGUAUCUGUGAGUUUAUUCUGUCAGAGGACUACAACAAAAUGACCCCGGCGCUCACAUACCAGGCCCAUCAGGGCAGAGUGGCGGUGGUGCUCUUUGUGUUGGAGAUGGAGUGGCUGCUAAGCACCGGCCAGGACAGAAACUUCACCUGGCACUGCUCGGAGAGCGGCCAGCAGCUGGGGACGUAUCGCACCGCGGCCUGGGUCUCGGGUCUGCAGUUCGAUGUAGAGACCAGGCACGCCUUUGUAGGGGACCAGUCUGGUCAGGUGACCAUCCUGAAGCUGGAGCAGGACAGCUGCAGCCUGGUUACCACCUUCAAAGGACACACAGGUAAUGUGACGGCUCUGUGUUGGGACCCGGCUCAGCGGGUGCUGUUUUCCGGCAGCUCUGACCACUCGAUCAUCAUGUGGGACAUCGGAGGGAGGAAAGGCACUGCCAUCGAACUGCAGGGACACAAUGACAAAGUCCAGGGCCUGUGCUAUGCCUCACACACCCGCCAGCUCAUCUCCUGCAGCUCAGAUGGCAGCAUCGUCAUCUGGAACAUGGACGUGACUCGGCAAGAGACUCCAGAGUGGCUGGACAGCGACUCCUGUCAGAAGUGUGAGCAGCCUUUCUUCUGGAACUUCAAACAGAUGUGGGACAGUAAGAAGAUCGGCCUGCGACAGCAUCACUGCAGGAAGUGUGGCCAGGCCGUGUGCGGCAAAUGUUCGUCCAAGCGCUCCACCAUCCCCCUCAUGGGCUUCGAGUUUGAGGUGCGGGUGUGUGACAGCUGCCACGAGUCCAUCACCGACGAAGAUCGAGCUCCCACUGCCACCUUCCACGACAGCAAGCACAACAUUGUUUACAUGCACUACGAGCCCACCACGGGAAACCUGCUCACCUCCGGCACGGAUAAGGUCGUCAAGAUAUGGGACAUGACUCCUGUGGUGUCGUGAGUUUCCGUGGACACGGGGGCAGAAUUUCGGCUAACUGUGACCAGUCGCACUUCGAUGAGAAAGAGAGAACAGCAUCCGUGUCACCUGGAUAAUAUUUAACCGCCAUUUAGCAAGAAAGCCUGGGUUGUUGCGUUCUCUCACAGCGACGACACGGCCGGCCCGAGAGAAGCCUGAGGACGGUGCAACGUCUUGCUCAACACGAGGUCACAGACUGGUUGGUCCUUGCUUGAUAUCUGGAGUAAUCAUGCUUGUACUCUGGGAUACUUUCUGGCAUUUAACCUUGUAAGAAAUUUAAAAUCUUAUGUACUUUUCAUAAAUUUCAUUCCAUUUGAAGAUUGGAGGAGCUAAAAGUCAUCAGACUUGUUUGUUGGAUACUAAAUCAUCGACGUAAUCGCAUUUUUCACAUCAAUACGAUUUUUAAAAACAUGAUCUAAACAAAAAAUACCAUCAGAAGGAAUUCAGGCCUGGAUUAUUAUGACACCUUCUAGAGGCUAAAUUUGUUUUGUUCCUGUUACACUUUUUUUUUUUUUUUGACUAGUAAAGGUUUUCUCCCUAUUACAUAUUGUAUUCAUGAAGGUCAUAAACAGCCACCUGGAAAUUCAUAAUUAUAGUCUGGUCUAAAAGAUUUUUCAACCUGCUUUUUUAUUUAAUUACUUUUCCCGUUAAAGGUAAUUGAUGAACAUUUCAUGUAACAUCUUUACGUAAUGUUAUAUUUCAGACAGUUAAGUUCCAACAACAUGUCUGAAACAUUAACCAAAGCAUAACUCAAAGUAGCGGUAAUAAACUACAGCAGCAUGUUUUUUUUUAACCCUACCAAACUGGAUGACGAAUGUUUUGGUCUCUUCUGAACAGUAAUUGACUUUAAGUCCAUAAAUAUCAGCCGAUGCAGGUUUGGAAGUGAUAAAGGAAGUAGCAUUAGGCCAGCUUGUCACUUUAAUUCAGCUUCUUUGAGUUCAUUUUGUGAAAUAAUCUGGUGAAAAUGGUUGCUGCGUGAACAUUUUCUUCCAGUUAACCUAGUUCAGUGACUCUUAACUACUGAACAGUUCAUUCAGUCGGGUCAUAGUCUAUGUUUAUGUUUAUGUUUACUUGGUGGCGGUUCUUUUGAAUCCUGUGCGCUCUUUAAAUAAUCUGUUUGGUACUGAGUAAUUCAAUUUUAAUUAUUUUAGAGGUAGUGAAGAUUAAAUGCAGUCCAAAUUCCUUUAAAAAAAAACCCUUUAAUUUUGGAAUAAUUCGUUGGAAUUAUUUUCUUACGUUUCAUAACACACGGGGCGCCCAUUGACAGGACACAACCUUUUCUUUUUCUUAUUUUGGAACGUUUGUGCCGGUCCCCUGCUAUGCCACCAUGAGCAGAGAGCCGUCAGUCAACGUAGCGAUGAAUCUCCACUCCCUACAAAAUAAAUUGAAUUGCCUCAUAAAAUAAAAUUAUGCUUUGUAUCACAAGCCAGAUGACAUCACUGCUAGAUGGCCUGAUGCAUUGUGGGAACCCUUAUUUAUUUUCUCACAAGGCGCUUAAUCAAAGUUUAGCUCUGCUUGAGUAAUUCCGUAAAAAAAAAAAAUAUAAUGGAAUAAGUCCAGCCCAACUUCUUAAACCAAUGCAAGAAAUUUGAUCAGCUUUCCUCUGAUGUUAAAGUGCGGCUGCCAGAAUAAUGGUUUGUUUGUGUUGCACAAGGGCAGCAUUGUCCAUUUCAGAAACACACAGGGCGCUUCACGGAAUCAGUUUGGUUCUGGAUUUAAAACCAGUUAAAGUUCCAGUCGUUAGGCGAUGACGGCGGAUACCGAUGAGCCUCCUGAUGUGCGAUCGGUGACUCGGACCGCGCUGUGUAACAACAUCGUCUGUGUCCUGUUAAUUGCUUGUCAGCAUUUUCUCGAGGUUAUUUAUUCUAAAUGUCUGUGUCAUAUAUGAAACAUGUACAGAAGCACAUAUCAACACAGCUAGAUGCUGUGGCAUUUCAGAAAUGAACCACAGCGUAAAAAUGUUGCUACAAAACAAUUUAAAUUGUUGUUUUUUUUCAGCUGUGUAUGUCGGCUUUAUUGUUGAUGCACUGGAAUCACGAGGCAGAAAAUCAUCGAUUUCUCCUAAAUUUUUUGCGUGCUUUUGUGAUGACCGCUUGACACUCAGCUCUUAUCCCUCUGAGCUUCUUCCAAAGAUUAUUGAUUAUGGAUCUGAAAACAAGGUAUCUGUUAGCGAUAACAAUAUGGAGCAGUCGUCUUCUCGUGUUUUUAGUUUAUCUCCUCGACCACUUCCUGCGAACUAAUACAUACUUGCAAACUAAAUAAACAAAGUGUGAUUCUUAACGAUGCAAACUGACGUAAAAUAUACAGAGUCAACAGAAUGGAUCUUCUAUUUCGCAAACUUGACCACACACGAGAAACAGAGUUAGAUGAAAACUUCUUGAUUUUUGUUGCUUUUAAACUCCAGGGCAGAUAAAGUUUAUUUAAGGCCAGUUCUUUGACUUUUUGUUGCAGGAAAGAGGGGAAAAAAUGGUUGAAUUUCAGAGUUUUUGUGAAUGUAACACUGUGUAUAGACGAUCAAUUAAAACAAAAAGUAUUUACCCUCA
Messenger RNA from Xiphophorus maculatus (southern platyfish), 3973 nucleotides. RefSeq names its product WD repeat and FYVE domain containing 2 (gene wdfy2). The coding region runs from base 213 to 1415 and encodes 400 amino acids. Gene Ontology annotation, molecular function: metal ion binding; protein binding. The record is from RefSeq and is a predicted model, not a curated record. NCBI's taxonomy places the organism in Eukaryota, Metazoa, Chordata, Actinopteri, Cyprinodontiformes, Poeciliidae. The transcript has 12 exons.